This is a messenger RNA of Amphibalanus amphitrite, 5464 nucleotides long. RefSeq names its product C-Jun-amino-terminal kinase-interacting protein 4-like. Gene Ontology annotation, biological process: vesicle-mediated transport. Gene Ontology annotation, molecular function: JUN kinase binding; MAP kinase scaffold activity; kinesin binding. The record is from RefSeq and is a predicted model, not a curated record. NCBI's taxonomy places the organism in Eukaryota, Metazoa, Arthropoda, Thecostraca, Balanomorpha, Balanidae. Bases 145 to 4041 code for a protein of 1298 amino acids. Gene Ontology annotation, cellular component: cytoplasm. The transcript is spliced from 31 exons.
GUGAUGCUGAAUGGUGAAGUUGCGUAAAAUCGAUAGUUGCAUUCGGGUGCGAGGCGGUUGAAAAAUGUGGUGGAUUUUAGGUCAUAGUCUGUGAAUUAUUUCUCAGUGAUGUUAAUUAUUUAGGCGUGACAUUAAGUUAUUGAAAUGGAGCAAGAAACUGUGUACGACUCGAACGAAGACUCGCACGUAGUCAUGUGCGAGAAAGUCCAAUCCCUAGCAGGGAGUGUUUACCAAGAACUGGAACGUAUGAUUGCAAAAUAUGAUGAAGAUGUGGUAAAAAAUCUUAUGCCACUAGUGGUCAACAUUUUGGAAAGUCUUGAUUUCGCUUAUACUGAAAACCAAGAGCAUGAAGUUGAGCUGGAGCUCCUUCGUGAGGACAAUGAACAAUUAGUUACACAGUAUGAACGAGAAAAGCAGCUUCGGAGAGCAUCAGAACAGAAACUGUUUGAGCUUGAAGAUCACAAUGAAGAACAGGUCAAACAGUCUGUUUCCAAAAUCGAAAGCCUGGAGUCCAUUGUGCGAAUGUUUGAACUGAAGACCAGGAAUGCUUCUGACCAUGUGGCCCGACUGGAGGAGAAGGAGGACACGAUGCGAAAGGAGUACGCCAAGCUGCACGACCGCUACACAGAGCUCUUCAAGACGCACAUGGACUACAUGGAGCGCACCAAGAUCCUGCUCGGCACCGACCGUCUCGACCAGCUCAGCAUGCUGCGGCCGAAGGCGCCGCUGGGCGGCCUGCAGAACAACUCCAUGACCAGAUCUGCGGGCCCUCUGUCGUUCCAACUGCAGGGCAGCGAGCCCCGUCCAGCCGCGUCUGCCUCCGGCACUUCAGCGACCGCCGACACUAGCGCCCCUAGCGGCGACAGUGAGCACCAGCCGCACGGCCCCAACAGCCUCCAGGCUGAGAUCCAGGUAAAUGAUGCCGAGACGGCGAUGGAGCGUCACCACACGGCCGACAAAGGUCAGACCACCGACGUAACCAUGGGAACGCAUGACGCCGCGCCGAGCGCCACUAACACGCCAAGCGCCAACGCCUGGGACCGGGAGAUGUCGAUGGAUGACGUCACGCCGGACCACGAGGACAUGCCGUCCGACUUCAAGGCGCCGGCCCUCUCCAACACCACCAAACGCAGUGAGCACCGGUCUGCCAACAACCUGUACCAGGAGCUGAGUUUCCAGGACGCCACGCUGGAGCCGGACGACGGAGGAGACGUCACCGGAGGCUGGGUACACCCGGGCGAGUUUGCCUCCUCAGAGUCCGAUGACGAGGACGAGGGCCCGGGCCGGCGGUCGGCGACGGCGGCACAGAAGCAUGCCAGCGAUAACUUUUUCGGAAUGGGACGGGAAGUGGAAAACCUCAUCAUGGAAAAUAACGAGCUGCUUGCCACCAAGAACGCCCUGAACAUUGUCAAAGACGACCUAAUUGCCAAAGUGGACGAACUCACCGGUGAGCAGGAGAUCCUCCGCGAGGAGGUCAAGUCGCAGCAGACGGUGCGGUCCCGGCUGCAGCUGCGCGUCCAAGAGCUCGAGGACGAGCUGAAGAAGAUGAAGGAGGACGCCGAGAAGACCAGCAAGGAGACCACCGAGGAGGACGACAUCCCGAUGGCCCAGCGGAAGCGGUUCACCCGUGUCGAGAUGGCCCGCGUGCUCAUGGAGCGGAACCAGUACAAAGAGCGCUUCAUGGAGCUGCAGGAGGCGGUCAGGUGGACGGAAAUGAUCCGGGCCAGUAGGAGCGACGGUCAGGGCAUCGACAAGAAGAGCAAACAGGGUAUCUGGAAAUUUUUCAGUAACCUGUUCAGUUCGACCGACUCUCGGCCGUCCAGUCGCGCCCUGCCCUCGGGUAACGUCCUGUACGACGCACCGUCCAACUCCGUCAGCCCGGCCGAGCCGUCCAAGCGGCGCGGCGCGCAGGAGCGCAAACGAGGGCUGGACUUCCUCGACACGGACAUUUCGUCGGAGAAGCUACAGCAGCGGCGAGCCACCGAGCGGCGUGAACAAUACAAGCAGGUGCGCGCCCACGUCAAAAAGGACGACGGACGCAUGCAGGCCUAUGGCUGGUCACUGCCCGCGAAGGUGCCCAGCGCGCCGGCCGCCGCGGCGCCUCAGGGCAAGACCGAGAGUCAGAAGUCGUCUCACGUGCCGGUCCCGGUGCCCGUCUAUUGCCGACCGCUGAUGGAGAAGGAACAGGGCAUGAAGAUCUGGUGUGCGGCCGGCGUGAACCUGACGGGCGGCCGGACGCGGGAUGGCGGCAGCGUGGUGGGCGCCUCGGUCUUCUACUCAGGAGAGUGCGCCGUGCCGGGCUCGCCGGUCGGAGAGGGCGACGAGGUCGAGCAGCUCAGUCGGCAGCUCAAGGAGCAAGAGCAGCUUCGUACCGAGAACGAAACACUGGACCAGAGCCUGUCCUCCCUGGUGUGGAUCUGCACGAGCACUCACAACGCUAGCAAAGUGACUGUGAUCGACGCCAACAACCCGGCCGAUGUUCUUCAGUCGUUCCCUGUCUGCUCGUCACAUCUGCUCUGCAUUGCCAGUGUGCCGGGCGCCAUGGAGUCUGAUUACGCAGUAGACGGAGAGCUGGCCAGUCUUACCACCGAGGAGCCCGCUCCGGCCACAGCGGCAGCCGGCGGCGGUGAUGAAGCGGACGGCGCCGGUCAGGAGGGUCGCAUGGCCACCAUCCGACUGGUGAGCUGUGCCACCGGAGAGACUGCCCCGCCGGCCAGCGGACCGCCCAGCGGCGUCAGCAGUACUGAUGAGAUCAGACCUGUCCUGCGGAAGGAGGUUAACACUGGGGAGAACGCGGCCGAGCGGCCAGCCGAAGACCCCGAGUCGGCGGCUCAGGCCGAGCGGCGCCUGAUGACAUCUCCGACCGAUGACAUUGUCAAGGACGGCCUCACUGACGGCGUCAGUGAGUCUCACAUGGGUCAGGAGGAGGAGAAGAUGUCGAGCGUGCUGCCCACCAUGUGGCUCGGCUCGCAGUCGGGCUGCGUCUACGUCCACUCGGCCAAGGCCCAGUGGAAGCGCUGCAUCCACUCCAUUCGACUCAAGGACUCGGUGCUCAGCAUUGUUCACGUGAAGGGUCGCGUGCUGGCCUCGCUGGCCGAUGGUACGGUGGCCAUGUUUCACCGCGGGCCCGACGGCCAGUGGGACCUGACCAACUACCAUCUGCUCGACCUGGGCCAGCCGCAGCAUAGCAUCAGGUGUAUGACAGUGGUGCAGGACAGCGUCUGGUGCGGCUGUCGAAACCGGGUGCAUGUCAUCAACCCAAAGACCAUGCAGGUUCAGACGUCGUUUGACGCCCACCCGCGGCGCGAGUCGCAGCUGAGGCAGAUGGCCUGGCUCGGUGACGGCGUCUGGGUGUCGAUCCGACUCGACUCCACACUGCGCCUGUACCAUGCGCACACGCAGCAGCACCUACAGGAUGUCGACAUCGAGCCCUACGUCAGCAAGAUGCUCGAUGUGUCCGGUGUUGCAGGCACCGGCAAGCUGGGCUUCUCGUUCGUGCGUAUCACGGCUCUGCUCAUCUCGUCGAGCCGGCUGUGGAUCGGCACAGGGAACGGCGUGGUCAUCUCUGUGCCGCUGAACGCAGACGGCUCGGCGUCUCGGCCGCCGGGCGGUGCUGGUGGUGGCGGCGCCGGCGCCGGCGCGCCCCGUCUCCCCGGCGGCGUGGUGCGGGUCUACUCGGACGCUCGCGGUGAGCAGCUCACGCCGGCCAGCUUCAUACCGUACUGUCAUAUGGCGCACGCGCAGCUCAGCUUCCACGGCCACCGGGACGCCGUCAAGUUCUUCGUGGCCGUGCCAGGCUCGGGCGGCCUCAGCUCCGCCUCCCAGACCGCCUCGACUGCCGGCGGGUCGGCCGCCUCCUCCGCCUCCGAACAGAAGCCGCGCUCACUACUGGUCAUGUCUGGAGGCGAGGGCUACAUCGACUUCCGAAUCGGAGAGGCCGAGGAGGAAGAGGACCUGGAGGAGUCAGCCGACAAGCCGCGCUCUCUGUCUCGCGGCGAGCGCUCCCACCUGAUCGUGUGGCAGGUGUCCGUACCAGACUAGUCACCCGACGAGCCGCCUGGUUGAAGGCUUGUCGACAUACGAGUCGCCUGGUUCGCGACUUGUCCUUUGACGAGCCGACCAGGCGGGUCCGGUUCGUCGCCGGCUGGCGUGUUCGUGUGCGUGUGUGCGUGUAUUUAUUGCAAUUGUCGGGACGUUUUAGUAGUGAUUCGUGGCUUAUGCGGACGCUCGUUGGUGAUAUGGACUGUGCGGUCGCACGCUGACCUGCGCGGUAACCCGUGCGCACUGUCACGGCACGGUUGGACAACUAGGCAGCAUUGUGCAGCGUCACGCUACAAUGAUGAAUUUUUUCACUUUGCCUUCGGUGUAGCAGUCGGGACAGGCAGCGGCCCAUGACGGUCGGGUUUUAGCGAAAAAGUGUGUGAGCGUGCGCGCGUAUGUGUGUCUGUGUAAUGUGUUCCAUUGAAGUGCAUGCAAUGCGUUGUGGUAGGAGGGCAGGCGGCACGCUCUGGUCUAGUCGGAGGUCGGAGGUCGAGCGCCGGCCGUGAGUGACUUCGUGACCCGGUGAUUGCCCGAGGCUAUCGCGGCGCUGGGCUGUUAUAUUUAUUCUUACUGGACUUAUUUAGCUGCAGAGUACCUACGGGUGGAUCACCCGAACGUCGGUCAGGCAGGCGCGAACGGCGGUGGACACGGUGUGGGACGUGUAGCUGCGGCUGACGGCGGCGCGCACGCGGUCCUCCAGUGGCCGCACACUCAGUCAUACGGCUCGGUCUAGGCUGCCGCGGAUGUGGGCUUUUCAGCAGGGCGGUAUGAUUCAGGUUUCGGCCGACAAUCGUCGAUGAGCCGGGGGACUUUUGGCCCGUCCCCCGGCAAGCCCUACGCUUGGUGUCGGCUCCACACGCCUGGUUGACCCGUUCCGACCCCGGCGCGGACCGCCGGGAUGGGGCCUGGUCCGUGUUGGGGUCUCAUUCCCGCGUCCCCAGGCCGGGAUACCCGGCGCGUGGCGCGUGCAUGCCCCCGAAGGCUUGACCUCCGCGACAGCUGGGCUGUUGUUGGUUGUUUGAUUUGGAUAUUUUAUGCGUUUUAAUGUGUCCGGCGCGGUGCAAUCUAGUGUUACACGACGCGCUGAAGUGUGCUCUCUGGCAUGGAGGGGUUGCAAAACCUAACGGAGAAAUGUAUCCAACUGCUUACUCAAAACUGUGACGGGCUUCACUAAACGGAAUCUACGCACUCCCGAUCGUUUGAAGUCAUGUACGCAUUGUGGUGCAGAGAUCUGUAUCUACAGCCUGGAUGUCGUCGGCUGGCUUUUGAUAACGGUCUGUGUAGGUUGAAUUUGUACAUCGAGCUCUGAUGUUCGUGAGUGGGGUGAUUCUGCUUCUCGGUCAGAAUCGUAGCCUAUGUAUCCGAGGCCUAUGCGCACGCUAUGUAACAAACGAUACAGUGAAAAUAAACGCGGUUGCGUUCA